Fonticula alba is the source of this 1376-nucleotide messenger RNA. RefSeq lists its product as hypothetical. The transcript has 7 exons. NCBI's taxonomy places the organism in Eukaryota, Rotosphaerida, Fonticulaceae. Bases 45 to 1334 code for a protein of 429 amino acids. The record is from RefSeq and is a predicted model, not a curated record. Gene Ontology annotation, cellular component: peroxisomal membrane. Gene Ontology annotation, biological process: protein import into peroxisome matrix. Gene Ontology annotation, molecular function: zinc ion binding.
CGUCGCUUGUUCUCUGUCCUUCUCGCGCUCCCGCCCCGCGUACCAUGGCCGAUGCGGCGGAGCUGGCGCACAUGGCCCGGGCCCCGCACCCCCACCCGGCCCGGCGCGUCACCCAACUGGACUCGAUCCGGUCGAACACCAGCCUGACCGGGGCGGUCGCGCGCAUGCUGGAUGACCUGCCUGAUUUGGAUCCCGACCGGCUGCUGGGCUUCCUGCGACCGGCGAUCGAGUCGCUGAAGGCUCUGCUCCUUCGGCUGGUUCCCUUCCUGCCGCUGAUCAGGCACCUGGCCCUGGACACAGAUGGUCCUGAUGCCUCGGCGAUACCGCUGUCCUUUGGCCAGCAGCUGCUCGGGCUGUCCUUUGUCCCCGCGGAUGCCGUCGGGGCCUCGAAGACCGGGCCGGCCACCCUUCCCAGCCCCGGGCGCCGACGGCUUCUCCAAUUUCUAGUUCUCCAUGCGCUGGUCCCCUGGGCUGCCGAGCAUGCCGAGACCCUGCUGACCCAGCUGUCCCUGGCUGCGGAGGCUGACAAUGUGGCUGCCGGGCCAGCCGGGCAACUGCCCAAGCCGACGGGUUCCCUGAUUCAAGUGGCACUGCAGGCGGUGCGCAUCACGAUGCGUCUGACGCAGCUGGCCCAGCUGGUCAACUUCCUUGGCUUCCUCUUUGGUGGCAGGUACCCCACCCUGUCGAGUCGAAUCACUGGCCUGCAACUGUAUCCGGCCGGCGAGCGGGCCUUUGGGCCGCCUUCCGCCGCCGAAGGGUCCUUCCCCUGGAUGCACCGUGACAUUUUGUGGGAUGCGGUUGGGACAUUUGCCUUUUUCGCCGGGCCCUACAUCCCGCCGAUGGUGGAUCUGGCCGCUGGGCUGGGCCGGCACGCGGGCCGGGCGCUGGCCGCCGGGGCCCGGGCGCUGCUGGCCCCCGACGAGAAGCCCGCCGCAAAAGCGGCGCCAGUCGCCGGGGUCCCGCCGGACGCCCCGUUUGAAUGUGCCUUUUGCCGGGCCCCGGAGGCCGCGGUUGCCGUGGCCAUCGCCCCGUGCGGCCACCGGGCAUGCUACACGUGUGUCGGGGGCGCCCACGCCGCGCGCGGGAUCCCGCUUCGCUUUGACACCGGGUCCGGGCCGCAGGGCGACCCCGCAAUGUCGACCUUCGUCCUGCCGAUGCCGCCGGCCGGUCGGACUCCGCCGCUGGUGGCCGAGCCCCUCGUCGGCGAGGUGGCCGCCCCGGCCCCGGAUCCCGGGCCACAGUCGGUCCUGGAGGUGGUGUCCGGGCUGGCCCUUUUCCCGCUGGAGUGUCCGCGCUGUGCGACGGCCAUCCAGGCGGUGGCCCUCUGGCCCUAGAGGCGAAAUACACGCACAUGCGCGCAUACGCACACACACACA